Messenger RNA from Triticum aestivum (bread wheat), 2197 nucleotides. RefSeq lists its product as uncharacterized. NCBI's taxonomy places the organism in Eukaryota, Viridiplantae, Streptophyta, Magnoliopsida, Poales, Poaceae. The transcript is spliced from 3 exons. The record is from RefSeq and is a predicted model, not a curated record. The coding region runs from base 1015 to 2025 and encodes 336 amino acids.
GAACCCUAGCCGAUCGUGGGGAUCCGCAGGCGCCGCCCCUCCCCUGCGGCAACACCUACCCCUUCCCUGCUCCGCUCCCGCCUGCCACCACCACUCUCCCCCGCCGCCAUCCCCCGCGACAGCCCGCUGCCCCAUACCUCCCGUCCUGCUCCGGCCACCACGACUCUCCUCCGUCGUCAUCCCCUGCGACAGCCCCCUACCCCACACCUCCCGUCCGGCUCCGGCCACCACGAUCUCCUGCGGCGGUCCCCUACCCCACACCUGCCGUCCGGCGCCAACCCCUGCGACAGCCCCCUAUCCAAUACCUGCCGUUCGCCGCUGGCCACCACACCAUCCCUUGCGACAGCCCCCACUGCAACCCCUGCCAUCCGCCGCCGGCCUCCAUCGCUCUCCUUCGUCGCCACCUCCGCUGCCUGGGUUAAUAUGCCUGGCUGCGUUUCGGGCGAAAUAAUCUCGCGGGAGACGGAGUUGAUUUGCUUCUGUUCGUGCGGCAGGCGCAGUCUAAAAGGAGUAAUUUUUUUUCCGGAGGAGUCUGUCUGUUGAGAAGUUGUAAUCGGGAUCCUCUUCCUCUCCUCUAAUAAUCUCCUCCCUUUUGUAGGAAUUGUGCAAUCGGGGAAGAGAAGAGAUAAAUUUCUGUUUGUGCGGCAAGGGCUGUCCAAAAGGAGGAAUUUUUCCGGGUCUAUUAAGGAGUUGUAAUCAGGAUCCUCCCCCCUCUCCUUUAAUAUCUCCUCCCUUCUGGACUAGAGCUGGCCUUAAUAAAUAGAGAGUCGGAGGAGUAGGAAGGGCCCCUCGUCGAUCGAAUAAGUUGGCGUCCCUGAUUUGAUUUUUGCCGGCGAUUAGUCUCCUUUCUUGCGCCGGCCUAAAUAAGCAGAGGAGGAGUAGUAGGGGGGAUUCGAAUAUGGGCAGAUCAGGCAUCUGCCGCUUGUCGCAGAUCCAAUAAGGUCGAUCCAAAUAGUUCAGGCGUCUCAUCAUCAAGAACAGUUUUUUCAACAAGACCAGUUGAUCUGAUCAGCCAUGACGAAGAAAAGACGUCACCGCAGAAACAACGUAAAUGCAACACAGAAAGCAACUCUCAACAAAGACGCUGCUGGCAGCGAAGAAGUCGGAGACAGGCUUAGCAAGCUGCCUAAUGACAUUCUACUCAACAUUCUGGAGAGGGUGGACACGCUCGAUGCAUUUGCUGGCCUCAAGCGCCUGUGGCUGCGCAAUAUGAGGUUUGGUGAAAGUGACAUACCCAACAUCCUCAGCACUUGCAAGCUCUUGGAGUCUUUGCAUUUAACCAAUUGCGACUCGGGGAUGAAUUCUGUGGUGCAACUAGAACAUGCUAAACUUACUGAGCUCGAGGUCAAGUAUGGGAAAUUUGAGAUAGUUGAGCUGACAUGUCUACCAAAACUCCAACGGGUGAGCUAUAAGGGCUGGUUCAACUCUCAUAAAGGUCCCCUGUAUUUUGGUUUUGUACCACAGCUUUCAAAGUUGAGGCUUACUAAAAUUGGCACCCGACCAACUAGGACUCUUGAGUUAAGUCAGCUCCUUGAUAAUGUUCCUCACAUAGGCAACCUGCAUCUGGAUUUUCAAAGUGAAAAGAUUUGGGUUCUGCCAGAAAGCCCGAAGCUGCUCAGGCCUGUGCUCAGCCAACUACAGCAGGUGAAUCUGGACAAUCUUUCUGAAGGAUGUGAUUUAGCUUGGACAAUGUUUAUUCUUGAAGCUGCACCGUCCCUAAAAGAGCUCUGCAUCACAGUCUUGGAUCAUUGGUGCAAUAUGGUGAUGAGAGACAAAGAGUUCCGGAAGAACAAUGGUUUCUGUGAAAAGGCAGACGUGGAGUGGAAACCACCCCCCCCCCCCCCCCCCCCCCUGAUUUCAAGCACAAGAAUCUGGUUAAGCUCACCAUCUAUGGCUUCCAACCCGACGACAUCUUUGUGCGAUUCAUCAGGUGUGUCAUGGAACAUGCGGUUAAUAUGGCAGAGAUAUCUCUGCAUGACAGGAAAAAGGUAUGUCUGCGCUGUGGUGUCUUGGAUCCCGAGAUGAAGUACCCAUCGAGGUAUCCACGGAAUGCUGAUGAACGCACACAUAUCACUGAAGAAUUGGGGAGGUCUUUGCCUGCUAUGGUUCGCUUGUGGACGUAAUUGACAAAAAGAGAUGUACUACCUAGUAGUCUCUACUCCUAAUGUCUCAGUUGGUAGUCUCCGUUCCGGGUUUA